Ostrea edulis (European flat oyster) is the source of this 1532-nucleotide messenger RNA. RefSeq names its product acetylcholine receptor subunit alpha-like. Gene Ontology annotation, molecular function: neurotransmitter receptor activity; transmembrane signaling receptor activity; extracellular ligand-gated monoatomic ion channel activity. The record is from RefSeq and is a predicted model, not a curated record. The transcript has a single exon. Gene Ontology annotation, biological process: chemical synaptic transmission; monoatomic ion transmembrane transport; nervous system process. The coding region runs from base 177 to 1385 and encodes 402 amino acids. Gene Ontology annotation, cellular component: neuron projection; membrane; synapse. NCBI's taxonomy places the organism in Eukaryota, Metazoa, Mollusca, Bivalvia, Ostreida, Ostreidae.
CCUUCGUUUUUGGGAAAUUUGCAAUCCAUAACUGGCAGAUCACCCAGCUUUAAGGAUGGAUAUUGUGGCAUUAGCGGUUUGAACUAAUUUAUUGUCAGGACAGUACACUAGAUUAUGAUAUACUUUGUGAACGCAGAAGAAAAGAUUGAUUAAUAUUUAACUUGAGAAAUUUCAAAAUGGAAUUUUUCUAUUUAUUAAUACUCAGAAAAUGUAUCAUUGCAAGCCUGGCGUGUGCAUAUACUUUAACAGAUGAAGAUAAUCUACACACGGCUUUGCUGACUGGAUAUAACAAGGACUUACGUCCAGGAAUUGACAGAACACAUCCGUUGAAUAUAAACGCGUCUUUUUAUUUAUUCUCUAUCAACGAGUUUGAUUUAAACAUAGGAAAAUUUACCAUCACUGGUGUUUUUGAAAUUGACUGGUACGACGAAAGGCUUUCCUGGAGUCCUGCUUCUUACAACCAGACAAAUAUGACUGUGAUCCCACAGAACAGGAUGUGGCUUCCGAAUCUCAUUAAUGUCAAUCCUUAUAAAGAGAUCAAAGGACUCGGCAGUGAUCUGGUAAACAUUCAUAUUCUUUAUUCUGGACUCUGUUCAUGGUAUGCCCUCCAGGUUUCGGAGGUUAUAUGUGAUGCUGAUGUUACCAAAUAUCCCUUUGAUACACAAUUUUGCACCUUAAAAUUCUUCAUUUGGGGUUAUCAACCGCAUGAAGUAUUUUUGAAUUUUCAAACGAUGCAUGUUAUCUUAACAUUAUAUUCUGAAAACGGCAUAUGGGAUAUCACGGACUCCACAACUCACAAGAAGAUGAACAUGUACGGUUAUGAGGAAAUCAUUGUUGGUUUUUAUCUGAAGCGAAGAACAGCUUAUUACGUUGUAAGUCUACUGUUACCGAUAAACGCAAUUCAGUUUCUCUUGGCUUUCGUUUUUCUUCUUCCACCGGAGUCUGGUGAAAGACUGGGAUUUUCUACCACAAUCCUCCUCUCUAUCGUUGUCUAUUUGACGAUAAUUCAGGACAAGCUACCCGAAGCUUCAGAACCUAAUGUAUCUAUUCUAAGUUACAUGCUUGUUGCAUGCGUAGUGAGUGGAGCGAUACUCAUUUUAUUUGUUAUCCUCAGUUUGCGGAUUCAAAGCUGUCCAUGUGAUAAACCAGUUCCUCGGUCCAUUGUUCGCCUCGUCAAAUGUUGUCGGAGGAAAGCGAAGUGUUGUCAGCGGAAAAGAAACGUUAUAGAUACAGUAGAGCCUAUGGAAUCCAAAUCUGAGCCAGUUGUGGAUGACGAAGUCAUUUGGAUUGAAGUUGGAAAAUGCUUCGAUGUGAUGUGCUUUCUUAUAUUUAUAUCUCAGAUAUCGAUUACGGGUAUAAUUUACUUAUCUUUGGUAUUUUCUUAAACUUUUGUGUGUCAGGAUCUGUAACAUCAUUUGCUUUAUAUAUUGAAUGUAUAUCUGUUUCACUUUUUUGAACCUUUGAAAUAUGGUUAAACUUUAAGCAGACAUUUAGAUCCUUUUCUUGAGAUUGCAUUCUUUAUAGGAUUUAUG